This is a messenger RNA of Phalaenopsis equestris, 2064 nucleotides long. RefSeq names its product dicarboxylate transporter 2, chloroplastic-like. The record is from RefSeq and is a predicted model, not a curated record. The transcript has 4 exons. Gene Ontology annotation, biological process: transmembrane transport. NCBI's taxonomy places the organism in Eukaryota, Viridiplantae, Streptophyta, Magnoliopsida, Asparagales, Orchidaceae. Bases 54 to 1742 code for a protein of 562 amino acids. Gene Ontology annotation, molecular function: transmembrane transporter activity. Gene Ontology annotation, cellular component: membrane.
CUCGCUCCUCCUCUACAUUUUCUUUCUCCCACUCCUCUGACGCUCUCCUUCCAAUGGAAUCCACCGCCCUCCUCCGCCCCCUCCCCUCCCCUUCCUCUUUCUUCGUCAACCGUCCCCUCUCCGUCCGCCCACCUUCCUGCGCCAUCUUCCCUAUCCGCCGCCCGACCACUUCUUUACUCCGCCGUCGCUCCCCUUCCCUUUCUCCCCGCCCUCUCCCUAACCCUAACCCUAACCCUCACCCUCGCCAAAAAUCCCUCCUUUCCCUAAUCCGUGCAUCCUCCUCUUCGUCCCCUCCCCCACCACCUCCUUCUUCGCCACCUACUGCAGGGGUGAAGCCAUUGCCGCUAGCAAUCUCCGUCGCGAUCGGACUCCUUCUGCGCUUUAUCGUCCCCAAGCCCGUCGAGGUCACCCCCCAGGCGUGGCAGCUCCUCGCGAUUUUCUCCUCCACCAUUGCGGGGCUUGUUCUCAGUCCUCUCCCCGUCGGCGCGUGGGCAUUCAUCUGCCUCACCGUUUCCGUCAUCACUAAGACGCUCAGCUUCUCUGCGGCUUUCUCUGCAUUCACGAACGAGGUGAUAUGGCUGAUUGUGAUUUCCUUCUUUUUUGCUCGGGGUUUUGUGAAGACGGGAUUGGGGGAUCGGAUUGCUACUUAUUUUGUGAAGUGGCUGGGGAAAAGCACGCUAGGGCUUUCCUAUGGGCUUACAGUCAGUGAGGCGCUGAUUUCACCUGCAAUGCCGAGUACUACGGCAAGGGCUGGCGGGGUGUUCUUGCCGAUUAUCAAUUCUCUAUCUUUGUCGUCGGGGAGCAGACCUGGGGAGAAGUCGUCCAAGAAAUUGGGAUCGUAUCUGGUCAUGUCUCAAUUCCAGUCAGCAGGGAACUCCAGUGCUCUUUUUCUAACUGCUGCUGCUCAAAACCUAUUGUGCCUCAAGUUAGCUGAAGAAGUUGGGGUUGGGAUUGUAAAUCCAUGGGUAACUUGGUUUAAAGCUGCAAGUUUGCCUGCUAUCGUAUGCCUUCUCGCAACUCCAUAUCUUCUUUAUAAGAUGUAUCCUCCAGAAACUAAGGACACGCCCGAUGCACCUGCUUUGGCUGCUAAAAAGCUCGAACAGAUGGGACCUGUCACAAGAAAUGAAUGGGCUAUGGUUGCAACGAUGCUUCUUGCUGUUUCGUUGUGGGUUUUUGGAGAGGCUCUUGGUGUGGCGAGCGUAGUUGCUGCCAUGCUGGGAUUAUCAAUCUUGCUUUUGGUGGGCGUCUUAGAUUGGGAUGAUUGCUUAACUGAGCAUUCUGCAUGGGAUACAUUGGCUUGGUUUGCAGUAUUAGUUGGCAUGGCAGGCCAACUUACGAACCUUGGUAUUGUGUCGUGGAUGUCGAGCUGUGUGGCGAAGUCUCUGCAGUGUUUUUCAUUGAGCUGGCCGGUAGCCUUUGGCGUUCUUCAAGGAUCGUAUUUCCUCAUCCAUUAUCUUUUUGCGAGUCAAACCGGGCAUGUUGGAGCUCUUUACUCCGCAUUUCUCGCUAUGCAUGUUGCGGCGGGCGUGCCUGGCGUGUUGGCGGCACUAGCAUUGGCGUACAAUACGAAUCUGUUUGGCGCAAUAACACAUUAUAGCAGCGGACAGGCUGCGGUUUACUAUGGAGCUGGAUAUAUAGAUCUUCCGGACUUAUUCAGGCUGGGCUUUUUGACAGCCUUGAUUAACCUUACGGCCUGGGGAGUAGUUGGAGGCUUCUGGUGGAAACUGUUGGGCCUUUAUUAAUUGAUCCAACAUUUUUCAUCUCUACUGGUCAAUGAUUUAUUGAGACGGCUCUGAGUUUAUCUAAUUUUGAAAUUUUUUUUUGGGGAAAUUACAAUUAUGGCAACAUUUUAGUGAUGCUGCCUCGUGGUCUUCAUGGUCUGGGCCCAAAUGAUUAUGUUAAAUUUUUUAUUCAUUACAAUAAUUUGUAUGCUGCUUCCCAUCAUUAGUGAUAGCAGUACCAAUGAGAUACAUUAGUUCCUAAUAUGAUAAAUUUCUCUUUUAAUUUGUUUAUCAGUAUUUGAUUUUUCUAAAAUUAGUUUAGCUUGUAUUACAGAAUCUUUUG